GUUGACCCCGCUGCCGGAGCCUCAGACCUGGGCACCACCGCCACGGUCCAGGCACUCGAAGAAGCCCCUCUCCUCCGAGGUGGAGCUGCGGGGACACAGCAUCUCACUUUCAUCAGCACUGUUGAAAGAAGAAGAAAAAAUGCCAGUCCUCUCUCCAGAAAUCAAAUUUGCUACUUCUAAUGUCACCAGAAAUUCCCUUAACAGUUGUUUUCUUUUUGAGAGUAGCUGGAGGAAAGCAGUUUUAGAAACACAAAAGAUGAAGAAAGAAUACACCACAGCAUUUGGUCUAGAAGAGUUCAAAGAAUGUGUCAAAAUGCCAUAUUUACCAAGACUGCAGAAUUGCCCAAAAAGUGUAAGUUCAACUCCACUGGAAGUUCAUCCAAGACUGCUUCAUGCUAACACCGAGAUGCCUCCAGUCAGCCAGUCUAGUGAGAACAUGUCAAGUUGCGUGCAAGUAUUUUAUUCUCCUCUGCAUAUUGCACAGCACUCCAUGAAUGAACAGCCAUGGCAAAGCAGGAUAAGGAAGACUAAGGAGGCCUGCACCAUGGUACCACUUCAAGAGAAACCAAAGAGAUUUUUAAGGCAUUCUAAUUCUUCAAUCAAUUUUGGUUCUGGCUUCAGCGAUCCUCUUGCUGGAGCAUCAUCUCAAUACUUACAGAGACUUUCCAAAAUGGCCAUAUUGGAGUAUGAUACCAUUCGUCAAGAAACUACUAGAAAAUCCAAAAAGAGCAAGAAACGAUACCUGCGAGACUGCUGAUAAGUAUCACAUGGUGCAAUGGUUUCUUCACUGACGUCUAAGGUUUAUAUAUC
Messenger RNA from Callorhinus ursinus (northern fur seal), 810 nucleotides. NCBI's taxonomy places the organism in Eukaryota, Metazoa, Chordata, Mammalia, Carnivora, Otariidae. The record is from RefSeq and is a predicted model, not a curated record.